GGCAUCUUGUGACGGUACUCUUUCUCGGCGCUAAGCUUCCAGACUGCGGCAGUGAUGAGGAAGACGACGCCACCGAGAACAGCCGUGUUCUUCUUCCAGUUGGCCGGCUGGGCGUACCAACCACCCGAAGGCGACCAGACGUGUUUGGGCCGGCUGCUCGUCGCCGCUCGCUCCGGAGUGUCGCCCGCCACUGCCGCCAUCCGAUCCCGAUCUGCAAUCUCGGUGCGAUCGCAAUCGACAGCUGCCCUCGCUCAGCACGAUGCAUCCCACGACCUCAACAAUGACCGGUUCCCCCCGCUUGAGCCCCUCCCCCCCGCGGCCGAGUCCCUACCGUCGCCCCUCCCCGAACGGGCCUUGACCUCGGCCAAACUGGCCGCCCUCCACGCCCGUUUGAACCUUUCUCCCAAGAUCCCCCUACAGACAUUGGCAAGGACACUGGUCGACGCCUCGGCCGACGAGAACCCGCAGUUCAACAACGCCAACCUCGCCUUCGUUGGCCAGACCCUCAUCAACUACCAUAUUGCCGAAUGGCUCCUCUGCAAAUACCCCCGUCUACCCCAGGGAAUUCUCUUCAGUGCCAUGAAGGCUUAUGCCGGACCGAAGCCCUUGCUCCAGAUUGCGCGGUCAUGGGGUGUUGAUACCGCCGCGGUGCCCGGCGGCGAGGUGGAUCCCGGUCUCCUGCAGUUCGAUGCCCUCAAGCCCGGCGUCUCCAUCACAAAUUUCGGCUAUAAGCGUACAGAGCUCGCCUACCUCGAGAAGUUCAAGUGGCGUCGCGGUAUGGCCUCGCGUGUCGUUCUCGACGACGACUUUGGUGAUGUCGAGGAGGCCGAGAUGGUCGCUAAUGAGCAGGACCAGGACGUGAGCUACGACCGCUACGGCAACCCCGACACCCGGGCCGCUGCUGAGCGGGCCCACGCCUACUUUGUGCGCGCCGUCGUCGGUGCCAUCUACGCCCACUGCGGCCGCGAGGCCGCCAAGGCCUUUGUCAAGGCGCACAUCAUGUCGCGCACCCUCGACAUCGCCAAGCUCUUCGAAUUCAAGUACCCCACCCGCGAGCUCGCCGCGCUCUGCGCCCGUGAGGAUUUCGAGCCCCCCGUGGCUCGCCUCCUCUCCGAGACGGGUCGCCAGUCGCGCACCCCCGUUUUUGUUGUCGGUAUCUACAGCGGCAGCGACAAGCUCGGCGAGGGCGCCGCCUCCUCUCUCGACCACGCCCGCUUCAAGGCCGCCAUGAACGCCCUGAAGGCUUGGUAUCUCUACAGCCCUGGCGAGAACCCUCGGGUACCCAGUGAUAUGCUGGAGGAGGGUGCCAAGCCCUGGACGCCAGCAUACAUUGAUAUGGGUGAGGUUAUCUCCCGCUAAAUGAGGAGGUUGAAACACGGAGCAUGGCGGCGGACAGUACGGGAGGGCAGUAGAGACCAUAGGAAGUGUAUGAAAUGAAAGGCAAAAAGAGAGAAGCAGAUGGCCUGCUUAAACUCUCAGUUUUAUUGGUUGUGCGGCCCAUCAACUCGGGAUAGGUCCCCCUUGUGGAAAUCGACGCAAGAGGAUCGAGAGGGAAACAAACAAGGAGUGGAUUUUGUUGGUGUGGUCUAAAAGCUCAGCUUACCUUUCCACUCUUGUCCUGUUGAGAGCGGGCAAUUGUCGUCCUGCGAAGGAAGGGGAUAUAAAAUGGAUGGUCCUCUCUCAUCCAUUCCCUUUCCUUCCAUUGUUCCUUGCUCUUUUUGCCGAAGACGAGAUGUUGUAUACAGAUUUGCGCGCAACAGACAUACAUGGACACACACGCACACCCCCGCCACAUAUACCAAUACAAAGGGGGGUUGGGACGGAACGGGGAAUGAAGAGGGUCUGGAUGGUGGCUGCUUGGCUCUGCUUUCGACAAAGAGAGACACAACCCUCCUCGGGGUGGCAUCUGUGUCCUUCUUUCUCAGUGUAUAAUACCAAAAAAGUAGCCGGGGCCAAGGAGAAGGAAGAUCGUUUGUAUGUGUAGCAUUAAGAAGUCAAAUUUUUACGAGGC
Neurospora tetrasperma FGSC 2508 is the source of this 2011-nucleotide messenger RNA. RefSeq lists its product as uncharacterized. Gene Ontology annotation, molecular function: double-stranded RNA binding; ribonuclease III activity. Bases 55 to 1359 code for a protein of 434 amino acids. The transcript has 3 exons. Gene Ontology annotation, biological process: regulation of gene expression; primary miRNA processing; rRNA processing. Lineage: Eukaryota; Fungi; Ascomycota; Sordariomycetes; Sordariales; Sordariaceae. Gene Ontology annotation, cellular component: nucleus. The record is from RefSeq and is a predicted model, not a curated record.